AGCCUAGCCUAUGAUGAGCAGAAGAAACGUGAGGGAUAAAUAAUACGGAGAGAGAGGAACAGACCGAGCGGCACAAAGGAGAGAGGAGAGUGUUGUGCGGGAGGGCGAGAUAGAGGGAGAUGCAGGCAGUGGCCUAGAUGUGCGAAUCGCCAAGAGUUGCUCUUUCUGGUUCACUGGAUGGAGGCUGUUCUCGCGCAGGGAGGACUAUAGAAAAUAUGAGGUUUUACGUGGUUUGUUGAAGGCUACACAGUGAAACGUAACUUUUUCCAGCACGUGUUUUCGUUCAUUCGUGUUCUGUAUUUUUAUGUGGCCUACUUUAUGUGUGUUUUGGGGAGAAAUGGGUCAAUAAUUUCGAGGCGCGCAAGCAGUAGCGCACAGUCCCACACACUGCCGCGCGUUAUGGCUCUCUCUGUCAAACAUGGUGUAUGAAAAUGCACUGAACCUUUCACAUGUACACAUUGUGAAUAUAUAGUUCACGCCGCUCCCUUCGUCCCCCCUGUGUGAUGACGAUGGAGGUGGAAGCUGACAGCGGCAGAGGUAUAUCAAGGAGCGCUCAUGAUAAAUGCCCGCGGGCGGUGGAGCGCAACGGCUACGUGAAAACAUGUGUCACCCCUCUGUAUCAGGACGCGGGCUGCCAGUCGUGGCUGAGACUCGCAGAUAUAUGGAGUUCCCUAAGACUUUCGUCCGCGGUGUGUGUGGGCUCUGUUUCGGUUAUUCUUGCUUUGCUGGUCAGAUUGGUGGACUGGGACGUGGAGCAGCAGAGUUGCAGCAGUAACAGCAAGAAUAACGGCGAGUCUGGUUCUCUACUUCAUUUCGUAGCGACCUGUGUGGUGGAACUGUUGUUGAACAUUUGGUACCUCGUGUCCCCCGUCUUCACUCUCGUAUGUGCCUUCUUUUGGGUUGGCUUGUACCUGAUCCGCUGCGGGGUGCUGAUCCGGACCGCGGUGUUCCUGUUGGCAGUGUGUCACUUCGGCGAAGCCGCCGCGCAGUCUCUCCUGCACGGUGCGGAGGACCAGUUGUUGUCUUUCACCGCCACGGUGGUGGUUCUAUCCUGUCUAGCCGUCGGGGCGCUGAUGGUGGUCAGACUCGGACAGGGGGUUUCUGUCAUCGUCUUCAUCAGUAUCAUCAGAACUGUGUCUCUCAUCUCCCUCAACAAGAUCCGGGCCAGCUGGAGACCCUACCUGGCGUACCUGGUAGGAGUGCUGGGGGUCCUGCUAGCGAGGUAUGCUGACCGGCUCCUGACGGGCUCAGUGCCACUCGGGGCGGGUUGUAGCUACGUGACAGCGGGGAAGGAAGAGAAUAUCAUUCCCGUGUUUAAAAGGCGACGAAGGUCCAGUUCAGUGGUCUCUUCAGACAUGGCGCACAGUCACAGCAACAGCAAGUCCCACCGAAGGACCUCGCUCCCAUGCAUUCCACGGGAACAGAUGAUCUCACAGACUGAAUGGGACCACAAGAGGGGUGCCCGGGGAUCCCAGUCGUCGGGUACCGGUGUGGUGGUGGACAUAGCGGUGAUGGGGGAAGCCCAUGGAUUGAUCUCAGACCUGCUGGCAGACCCCUCUCUGCCCCCCAACACCUGCAGUUCCCUGCGGGCUGUCAGUAACCUGCUCAGUACCCAGAUCAGUUUGCAGCCGCUGCACCGGCCGCGAAUCAACCCUCUGCAGGCACUCAGCGACACACACACCUGCUCCGACUCCGAGGACUGGCCAGAGAGAGAGAAACUGGCCAUCCCAAAGCGUCUGCGACGGAGCCUGCCUCCAGGCCUGCUGAGAAGGAUCUCCUCUACAUGGACCACCACCACCUCAGCUACAGGUCUUCCCACCAUAGAACCAGGACCUGUACGCAGGGACCGCUCUGCCAGCAUCAAACCCCUCCACGACAGUCCACCAUGCAGCAUGGGGAACAGUGAGUCGUGGAACAGCUCUGUAAUGCUCACCAUCUCGAAGAGUCGCUCCAUGUCCGCCUCCUACUCCGCUUCAGCCACCUCCAACCACCUCUACAACAGACGCAUGACCAGACCAGGUUACCCCCCCUCCAAUAUAUCUCCUCUGGCCUCUCCCUGCCACUCCCCUCCGGUCCAGGGGACCCCUGUCUCCAGCCCCACCACCAAGUCCUGCUCUGUGGACCUACCGGACCCUGUGGACAGCCAGGGAGAGAGGCCUGUGGACCCCCAGGCCCCACACAGAGCAUUAACACACAGCAUCAGUGCACCUAGCUCCACCACACCGCACUGGGGGCCACCAUCCCUCUGCAUCAGCUGUGGCAGACCGUACAGCAGGCUGAGCCAUGGGGAGGGAUCUAUGGACAAAGGGGACAGAAUACCCCACCCUGAUGACCCGGCAGUGGCGUCAUCAGACUGUGAGAGCACCUACGAGACCAACCACAGUGACAGCAGUGACUUUGCACAGAACGAGGAGGACGUGGAGGGGGCCAAGAAGCCCGCGGACACCCAGGACGGAUGCAGGUCGUACCAGCCUGAGGGCAUCGUCCUGCAACCCCUAAUGCCACCUCUAGAGGACACACAGCCUAUCCUGGACUCAGAGCCUCUGGUGAUGUCAGAGCUGGAUCCUCUGAUGACUCAACUCAACAGCUGGAACUUCCCCAUCUUCAACCUGGUGGAGAAAACACAUGGCCGCUCAGGAUGCAUCCUCAGCCAGGUUUCCUACCGCCUGUUUGAGGACACGGGACUGUUUGAGACGUUCAAGAUUCCUGUCAAGGAGUUCAUGAACUAUUUCCAUGCUCUGGAGAACGGAUACAGGGACAUCCCAUACCACAACCGGAUCCAUGCCACUGACGUGCUCCAUGCCGUGUGGUACCUCACCACCCAGGCCGUGCCAGGCUUGCCCAACCUCCUCACAGACCACAGCUCCGACUCUGACUCUGACAGUGGGCUCCUCACCCCCAGCCAUAUAGGCCAUACAGGAUUCCUGGUCUCUAAGAUGUCUGCGGUGAUGGAGGAGGGUUAUGGAUGUCUGUCUGGCCUCAUCCCAUCCCUGGAGCUCAUGGCUCUGUAUGUGGCUGCAGCAAUGCACGACUACGACCACCCUGGACGGACCAACGCCUUCCUCGUGGCGACUAGCGCUCCUCAGGCCGUGCUAUAUAACGACCGCUCGGUGUUAGAGAACCACCACGCUGCGUCGGCCUGGAACCUGUUCAUGUCCCGGCCAGAGUACAACUUCCUGGGCAACCUGGAGCAUGUGGAGUUCAAACGCUUCCGCUUCCUGGUCAUCGAGGCCAUCCUCGCCACCGACCUUAAGAAACAUUUUGACUUCCUGGCAGAGUUCAACGCCAAGGUGGGUGAUGAUGGCUGCUCGGGCAUCGACUGGUCCAAUGAGAACGACCGGUUGCUGGUGUGUCAGAUGUGCAUCAAACUGGCGGACAUCAACGGCCCACUGAAACACAAGGACUUGCAUCUACAGUGGACCGAGGGCAUCGUCAAUGAGUUCUAUGAACAGGGCGAUGAGGAGUCGAGUCUAGGCCUUCCCAUCAGCCCCUUCAUGGACCGCUCUGCGCCUCAGCUCGCCAAGCUCCAGGAGUCCUUCAUCACGCACAUCGUGGGGCCGCUCUGUUCCUCUUACGACUCUGCCGCCCUCAUGCCGGGGAACUGGGUCGACCCCGCCGACGCACGGAGGACGGAGGGAGAGGAGGUGGGGGAACGGGAGACAGAGGAGGAAGAGGAGGAUACAGCAGAGGAGGAUGCGUCGACUAGCUCUGAGAGUUCCCAGAAGCACGUGGUGAAGCUUAAGAAGAGCAGGAGGAGAGUGUUCUGUCCCAUCACUCAGCACCUUCUGGACAACCACGAAAUGUGGACAAGAGUCAUCGCCUCGGAAACCCGGGACACACCGGACAGAGAGGCGCCUACCUGCCUCAGCAACCCCGCCGAGCCAAUCACAGCCAUCCACGAGGAGGAGGAUGAGCCAGCCAGUAAGGAGGAGCCAAUAGAUGGCCAGGUAGAGGAGACAGAAGGGGAAGAGACGGGGCUUGCAGAGGAAGAGGAAGUGGUCGAGCAAUCGGAGACUGCAGAGAAAAGGGAGGAGGAGUUGGAGUGAGAGGAUUAUAGUUGACCCUAAGAUCAGUUUAUCCAAACUCAUACCCUCUCCCAAAUAGACUUUCUGACUCAUGUCAGAAAUUAUACCCUAUUCCUCAUUUGGUGCACUAGCUGGCCAAAAAUAGUGCACUAUACAGGGAUUGGGGUGUUGUUUGAGACGCAGACCCUGAUAUUUGGUUGCCAGCAAAUCACUUAGACACAACACUGUAGAAGUUUGGAGUAACAUGUGCCUAAAGAAAACAAGGUGGAGGGAGGGGAAGCUGAGGAUGAGGUGGGAUUUCUUGUUUUACUACUAUAUUGGAUCAGGUUUCCAUUUCAGAAUCCCUCUCCCUGACGAGGGGCCCGCAACGCAAUAACGGGCCCACAGAACACUGACCCCACUGCCAGCCUCAAGACACAGCCGGCCAUACAAGUGGUCCGCAUCCACCUGACCGCCCUCACAGAACCAGGGUGUACAACGUGGACUGUACUGAAUAGACAGUACAAACACUAGCUCCUGAGGACAAUGGGAUGAAAGUGCGGGAAAAAGCUGUGUCCGCUCUGUGUUGGUUCUCAGGAGAGGACUGAGGACUGGGGAGAGGAGGGCCAGUGUUGAUACAGAGUGUGCUCACACACACACACACACACACACACACACACACACACACACACACACACACACACACACACACACACACACACACACACACACACACACACACACACACACACACACACACACACACACACACACACACACACACACACACAAACCCAUCAGAAGAUUUGCUAGCUACCCCAGGAAGAGGGAAUGGGAAGUCUAACAUAGAACCCUGUAGCUCUGAAAAAAAGCUUUAUACUCAGUCGUGGAAAAUAAUCCACAGCACAGUGUUUCUUCACAUUCUUCAUCUCUCUCCUUGUUCCCAAUUUGACCAUGUUUUCUUUCUUUCUUUCUGUCUUUCUUUCUUUCACUCUCUCCACUUUUGUGUCGGUCAUUCAGGCUCUCCCCCCCCUCUCGCUCCUACGCAGUUCCACAGGACCCAGGAACACUGACACACCCCACUGGGCACACACUAGUUGAAUCAAUCGUGUUUCCACUUCGUUUCAAUGAAAUUACGUUGAACCACAGUGAAAUUGGUAUUGAAUUGACGUCUGCCCAAUGGGAGCCGACGCAGACCCCUCAUCACAGUGUCCUUGUGCCCUUUGUCAUUAUUGCUUCAACCAACACAAGUGAUUGUUCUUUCCUUUGUGUUAUUGGUUUGGGGCUUCACUUUCUUUUCUUUCUUUUUUAACAUUGGCCGUAAGAUAUUCACUCUCAGUGGCGUUUGUGUUUUUUUAAACAUGGCGUGGGGACUUUUUGUUUGGUUGCCUCUCUUAUUUUACGUACCUCGUAUUUUGAUUGUCUGCACACUACAAAGGGAAUCACUUUGAAUCUGAAUCACACAGUUUCUUAUAGAGUUAGAUCUUUCUUUUAUUUCGGAAGCCUCCGUUACGUAUUCCAAUGUAAGAUGUUUUAUAAGUGCAGAUUCUUUUCUCUCUUCACAUAGCCUUGACCCAGUAGAUGAGGUCAUGUACCACCUGGGUGGAGAAGAAGCAUUCAUAUUUGGAUUCAUCUGUUGGAUGUCAAUCUGACCAUGACACUGAAAAAGAGAUUUGCCUUUUUCAAAGGUUCUCUACAGCCGUCUUCAUUGAUAAACAUUUUUUGUAGAACUCUCUCUCUCUCGUAAAACACUUUUGAUGGUACACUGACCUCUAGCCUGUGUUUCUGUGCUCUCUCACAAUGGGAUCUACCACCCAAUACCCUGACCGGAAGUUCAGUCGAGAGAGCCAAUGUCGAAAGUACACAGAUUCUCUUUCAGUAUCUUCAGCGAUUUCCCCAUCGAGUGAGCAGUCUCACUCAGUUCCUUCAGAGAACCAAGCUUACAGUCGUAACCAGGCAUUAUUGAACUCUUGGGGAAUCAUCUAUUUCUCCAUCAGGCUGAAAUGAUAACAGGCCCUGGGCUCCAACAAUCUUUUGGCUAGUCAAGUGAUCAAAGAAAGCUAAUUGCUGAGUGGCCCUUGGAAAGCCUUGAAGGAGAUGUGGAGGAGCCCAGAGGUUCAACCAAGAGAACAUGGUUACAGAUAUACUCCACAUAACCCACAGAGAGACUGUGCUGCUCCAUAGAACAUGGUGAAUCACGCAUGGGGCUCAAUGCAAAGCAAACAAAAGUGUGAAGAAAGAGAAUGCAGUAAAAAUAUCCAUACCAUGAAAGACAGAUGUCUGCUUAGUGUGUGUUUGCGGACUCCCACAAAGAAGUUAUGUAUUUAUUAACUUCCUGAUAGUUUCAACAUUUCAGCCAUAGGUCUAACAUGGUUGAACUGUAGCUACCCCAUUGUAGCUACCACAUGAUACACCUACCUGCAGCUAUCCCAUCUCUCCCUAUCCAUCCCGCUCCUAGCCCAGGGCAGCUCCCAUGACAUGACCAGGCAGAUCAGGCCUAAGCAGGUGUGUGUCCGGAAAGGCACCCUAUUACCUACAUAGUGCACUACUUUUGACCAUCGUCCUAUGGGCCCUGGUCGAAGUAGUGCAGUAUAUAGGGAAAAGGGUGCAAUUUGGGACACAGCCCUGGUGGACUAGCCAGCCAGCCUGAGCCAGGCAGCAUGCUGCAGUCAGCACAUGGACCAGUGCUGGGCUCCCCGUGGCUGUCCAUAGCCCCAUUUGAUGUCUAGAGAGAGAGAGAGAGAGACAAAUUGGUGGUGACAGAAGGAUGAAAGGGAAAGGUAGAGGAAACAGGAGAGGAGAGAGGGAAGUGAAGAGGAUAUGAGAGAGAGAAGUGGAUA
This is a messenger RNA of Oncorhynchus gorbuscha (pink salmon), 6844 nucleotides long. Its product is annotated as cGMP-inhibited 3',5'-cyclic phosphodiesterase A-like. The transcript is spliced from 16 exons. Gene Ontology annotation, cellular component: cytosol. Gene Ontology annotation, molecular function: 3',5'-cyclic-AMP phosphodiesterase activity. Bases 504 to 4046 code for a protein of 1180 amino acids. Lineage: Eukaryota; Metazoa; Chordata; Actinopteri; Salmoniformes; Salmonidae. The record is from RefSeq and is a predicted model, not a curated record. Gene Ontology annotation, biological process: oocyte maturation; positive regulation of oocyte development.